Quercus robur (English oak) is the source of this 645-nucleotide messenger RNA. RefSeq lists its product as uncharacterized. Lineage: Eukaryota; Viridiplantae; Streptophyta; Magnoliopsida; Fagales; Fagaceae. The transcript has 3 exons. Bases 266 to 583 code for a protein of 105 amino acids. The record is from RefSeq and is a predicted model, not a curated record.
UCUAAGUCUCUCCCUCACUCUCUCCAUUUCUUAGACAAACCGUCGCCUGAGCUCGUCGACGCAGGAAUCGACGUCACCUGAGCUCGCUGACGCAGGAAUCGACGUCGCUUGAGCUUGCCGACACAGGAAUCGACGUCGCUUGAGCUUGCGACGCAAGAAUCAACGUCGCCUGAGCUCGCCGACGUCGCCUGAGCAAAACCCACACAAAAUCCCAACGAUUCAAAUGGCGAUAGUGACGAUUCAGAUGCCGUUCGCAACGAUCUAGAUGCCAUUCGCAACGAUUCAGACUCCGGUUGCGACGAUUCAGGCGCCGAUCGCGACACUUCAGACUUUGGUUGCGACGAUUCAAACGUCGUUCUUUCGUGACGAUUCAAACUCCGAUUGCGACGAUUCAAGCGCCGUUCGCGACGCUUCAGACGCCAUUUGCAACGAUUCAGACUCUGUUCGUUCGCGACAAUUCAGACGCCGUUCGUUCGCAACGAUUCAGACGCCAUUCGCGACGCUUCAGUUCACCGAUCGUUGGCAAUGCUUCAGUUCCCAACGCUUCCAGCGAUGUGUAAUGGGAAAGCAUUUCAACAGCUAAAUACACAUUGUUUGCAAAUAACCUCGGAUUUUUUUUUUAAAGUUGUAAGCUUAGCUUGAGCA